This is a messenger RNA of Rhizophagus irregularis DAOM 181602=DAOM 197198, 351 nucleotides long. The record is from RefSeq and is a predicted model, not a curated record. Lineage: Eukaryota; Fungi; Glomeromycota; Glomeromycetes; Glomerales; Glomeraceae.
AUGCCUGUGGUUAUACGCAUGGAGAUGUGGUCAUACAAAACAUUACACAAAGAAAUGGUCAAGCAAUUAUUUAGGACUACAUCGAUUUGUGUCGAAUCAUUGGAGUUAUUAAUAGAUAAAUUGGAUGGAGAAUUGAAAUCAUUUGUUGCAAUUAUCGAGAAUGCGAUUCAAAAACAAGAGCCCGAAUAUGGUAUCCAGAGUUGUGACAUGUAUCCAGGAAAAAGUGUUUUCUUUGGAAUUGUAUUUCAAAUAUGUAUUAACAAAGCAUUUGUAUAUCUUGACUUUAUUGUUAACUCCAUACUCCAUCAAGUUAAGCCAUCAAAAAUAGCGAAAUGGAAAUCGAAAAUUUGA